Rosa rugosa (rugosa rose) is the source of this 3983-nucleotide messenger RNA. RefSeq lists its product as uncharacterized. The transcript is spliced from 3 exons. The record is from RefSeq and is a predicted model, not a curated record. Lineage: Eukaryota; Viridiplantae; Streptophyta; Magnoliopsida; Rosales; Rosaceae. Bases 1292 to 1912 code for a protein of 206 amino acids.
UCCUGACCCGGUUCCGGUGGAUGCUACUUCCUCACCCGUUAUUUCAGCUGCUGUUCCUGAUGAUGAUUUGGCGGCGGAUGAGGAUCUCGACCAUGAUUUAGAGAAUGAAGAACUUGAGGAAGAUGUUGAUGUUGUGGAGGACAUUGUUCAAUUGAUUGUAGCUGUUCCUUUUACCUAUCUCCCCUCAACCAGACCGGUUUGUUUGGGGUCCUUCACCCUCAGGAGUUUUCACAAUUAAGAGUGCUUCGUGGCUCCAAAUUCAACAUUUACCUACCUAUUCUAAUACUACCUUGUUAAAUAAGAUUUGGCAUCUUCAUAUUCCUCUAAAAGUUAAGAUCUUUGCUUGGUCCUUAAUCAGAAUUGGUCUUAAGACUCGGGAUAAGCUCUCACAGUACAAUCCUAAUAUUUCUCCCAUGUGUCCCUUUUGUUCUCAGCAUGUUGAAUCCAUUGAUCAUCUCUUUCUCACUUGUACUUUUGCUAAACAAGUUGGGAACCAUACUUCCUUACUUCAUCCUCUUUUCUGGGAUAGACCUUUUCUUGAUUGGCUACAGCAUGCAUGUUAGUUCCACUAGGCCUUCGCAGGAUAAUCUUGCAUCUAUUCUUACCACUGCCUGGUCAUAUGGCAUUGUAGGAAUAAGCUCAUUUUCCAAAACCUCUCUACAUCUCCAACUCGUUGCGUCUUUCAAGUUUUCAUAUUGCAGUUGAAUUAUCUGAAAGCUAAUCCAACUUCCAUUAUUCCUAAGGUCUCUAAAUACUUUCACAUUAAAUGACAACCCCCAAAUUCACACCAGGUUAAGUUGAACUUUGAUGGGUCCGUUCAGAAUGGUAUUGCCACCACAGGUUUUGUUUUUAGAAAGUAGGACGGAAAUCCUCUGUUUGCAGCAGAUGUUCUAGUAGCUGAUAUUAGAUCAAAAGUGGACUCAUCACAAGUUAUCCUAGAGCAACUAGGAAACCAUCAAAGCAUUAAAUCGAAUACAACAUGGAUCUGGAAAAGAAUCAACCUAGAUAUCUAAUGUGAUAGUGUAUUUAUCAUUGGAUUAGGAAUCCAUUAAUUGGACUACAAGAAAGUCCUAAACUGUGAUGCAUUAGGAAUCUGAGAUACAAGUCUUGUUCUUUAAGGAAAAUCUUUAUGGGAGAUUUCCUGAGACUUGAACUUAUAUAAAAAGGAGGUUAGGGUCCCUGUUAUCACCACCGUCUACAAGCAUUGUGUUCUGCCCAUUCAUAAGCUACAGUUGGUGAAUAGCAUAAGACUUCGACCUCGAUUUAUUCUUUUGUUUCUACAGCUGCAACAAUGGCCUCAACUUAUGAUGUCAAUGGAAUCCCUACUGUGACCUUGAACACCAUUCAGCUCCUAAUUGGCUAUAACUACAAGAAGUGGAGAAACCAAGUAGAUUUUUAUCUAGCCAUGAACCAGAACAUGGACCUUUGCCUAACUGAGGAUGAACCGGAGAAGCUUACUAGUGACAGUUCAGAUGAAGAGAGGAAAUUUUUUAAGGAGUGGCAUAAGGCUAAUAAGAUGGCAAAGAAUGUGAUUAGGACUACUAUGUCAGACACAGUUAGAGGUAGCAUAGAAGAACCUGAUUUAGCCAUGGAUUACCUGUAUGCCAUCCAUGACAUGUACAGAGAAAGUGAUAAGGGUGAGGCUGCUAGAUUGGCAAAGGAAUUUAACGAGCUUAAGUACACUGGUACAGGGAAAGUGAGAGAGCAUAUCAUGAAGCUAAUUGAGAUUAAUGCUCAGCUUAGGGACCUAAACAUGGGGGUCACUGAUGAUCAUGUAGUGCAUGCUGCACUGCAUUCCUUGCCAAAUAGUUUUAGCCAACUCAGGACUAGCUACAAUGCUCAAAAGAAAAAAUGGAGUCUUAAGGAGCUGAUUGUCAUAUGUGUAGAUGAGGAAGACAGGAUGAGAAAAUAGAAAGAGCCAUGUACCUCAGUGAACCUUGUUGAAAAGCCUAAGAAGAAAUACCAGAACCAGUCUAAGCUUAAGCCUACCAAAAUGUUGUGAAAUUUUAAUUAAAACUCGCAAGCGCACGAAUAAUCGUUAGUAUAGUGUGCAAGUACGAGGUCGUUCCAACUGAGGAUUGAUAAUCAAUUUAAAUCCUAACCUAAUUAAUCCAAAACACAAAAACACAUAAACAAUCAAACUAAAGAAGAUAUGGUUUUAAGGUUUUCGACUAAACAAAUAAUUUGAGAAUUAAAGAAACAAACAAAUAAACAAAUAAUGAUAAAACCUAGGGUUUCGAAAUCAACCACUAACAAUCCUAUUUAUGUUUCGAUGCAAUUAACAGAUUCUUUUAUUUCUUUUGAUGAUAAUUCCCGUAUCUAAGUCCUUCUCAGGUACUCUAGACCAUAGUUUUCCUUAAGUGCAUGAUGCUCUCCCUCUCGGGUAAAGAUCGUAUAUCCUAACUAUGCAGUUUAUCCUUCUCAGGUAUAAAUUUAACAUGCAAGACUCAUUACGCUUUAGAAAACAAGGGAAUCAAGCAAACCAUUAGUCUUUCUCAAGUAAUAAUGUAAUUUACCACACUUAAUCACAAGAAGCUAAUCAAAUUAUAUUGCAUCUCUGCUUCAAAUUUGUCUUCCAAUUACUAUAUGCAAAGCCCUAAGGUGAUCAAUCAAAGAACUUAAACAUAAAGCAUCAAUUCAAAUAGUGAUUAAGCAUUCAUCAUAAAGAAACUAUAAAUCCAUCAAUAAAACAUCAAAGUACAUAAACAAUCAUGAUAGGGCAUUAUCCUAACCCUAGAAAAGGUUUUAACAAAAGAUAACUAAGUAAAACAUAGGAAAAACAUAAAAAGAAUGGAAGGGAAAAGAUGGGGAAAGAUGGAUGAGUCGUCUCUGCUCCGUAGGCGUCUACAUUGUGCUCCCGAGACUCCUCUCUCAUGUAAAUUCGUGCUCCCUUAUAUAGGGAAGAUUUCUGCUCAUCUUUGGCUUCAUGUUUCCUUGUAAAACUUGGAUUUAGAUUCCUUUCUUCAUUUGGAAUGGGAAAACCUUGAAAUAUCUCUUGUAGAAGUAGGAAUAAGUUAAUCAUUGAAUCCUCAUCUGAAUUAACUUCCUUAAAACAUUAGGAUUGAUGAUCUUGUGCCACGGAACUUGAGUUCUCCACGAAUGGUUGUAAAUUCCCGAGCAGAUUUCCUGUCCGACCUAUCUUCACUCAAAUAAUCAUAACUUUCUCCAGAAAUAUCGAAAUCGAGAUCCGUAAAAUUCUACAGAAAGUUGACAUCCGUAGCUUUCCAUGCAUAUAAGGUUCAUUGUCUGAUUCGAUCUGGGUAACUCCCAGUAAUUCGAGGAAGUUGGAUGUUCUGCACAGGCAGAUUCUGGGACCUGGGCGUCUUUCAAUCCUAGUUAGCUCAUUUUAACUUCUUUUCUUCUCUUUAUGAGACAAACCUACAAAAACACUAUAACAACAUAAAUGACUCGAAAUAAGGAGGACUAAGCAUAAAUACUAAGAUUAAGAGGCAAAGAAAUAUAGGAAAAUAUGAGCACAUCACAAAACCAUCUACAAAGGAUCUACCUCGGGAGCAGCUAAAGCCAACAAACCAUUUAGGUUCAAGUGCUAUUUCUAUAAGAAAGUAGGGCACAUGAAGAAAGACUGCACAGGCUUUAAGAAUUGGUUGAUCAAAAAGGGUAAUUUUUCUAACUCACUGUUUUCUUUAGAAAUUAAUUUAGUUAAUGUUGAACCAAAAACUUGGUGGAUUGAUUCAGGAAGCCCCUUACAUAUUACUAAUUCUCUACAGGGAUUCAUAAGGAAGUGAACCUGUGUGUAGGCAAUCGCAUGAGAGUGGCAGUCAAACCUAUUGAAACCUUAAAAUUAGAUCUUGGUUUAGGAAAGUUGUUAGUUUUGGAUAAUGUUUAUUAUGUACCUUCCAUGAGAAGGAAUUUAAUUUCAGUUUCUCUUUUGGUUAAAUCUGGAUGUAGACUUCUUAUUGACAAUAAUUGAAUUAUUAUUUCUAAAGAUUCAGUUCAAAUUGGUUCUAGUGUUAUAUUGAAUG